This is a messenger RNA of Gastrolobium bilobum, 3117 nucleotides long. RefSeq names its product U-box domain-containing protein 35-like. The record is from RefSeq and is a predicted model, not a curated record. Gene Ontology annotation, molecular function: protein kinase activity; ubiquitin-protein transferase activity; ATP binding. Bases 297 to 2720 code for a protein of 807 amino acids. Gene Ontology annotation, biological process: protein phosphorylation; protein ubiquitination. The transcript is spliced from 10 exons. NCBI's taxonomy places the organism in Eukaryota, Viridiplantae, Streptophyta, Magnoliopsida, Fabales, Fabaceae.
UCCUUAACAAGUGAGGCGUUUUAAAUUUAGUUGAAAGCAUGAUGGGACCGUUGAGUUGUGGUGUUUCCUGUUGUUUGUUCUUCUUUCAAGUGUAAACCAAACUUUUCUGAGAUUUUGGAGUAACCCAGUUGGUUUUUUUUUUGUUUGAAUCUUUGAAAUGGUUUCAUUUGUGAGAAUAGUGAUGGGACUCUCUUCUUUUCCAGCCAAAGUUUGAGGCACUUCAGAGUUUCAAAGUUCAACUCAGCUUGUUCAAUUGUGUUACAGAUAAUUCACUUUCUUCUACAUAGGGAAGUGAAAUGGAUAGGAUUCAGGAUAAGGCAGAUGAAAGUAAUAAAUCUCAGCGUUCCUCAUCUUCAGUGGUAGCUCUAGCAAUCAAGGGUAACAAGAAAAGCAAAUAUGUGGUACAAUGGGCACUUAAUAAGUUUGUUCCUGAGGGAAUGAUUAUCUUCAAGCUGAUACAUGUCCAUGCUGGUAUAAAAGGAGUUCCGACACCAAUGGGAAAUAUGAUACCUCUUUCACAAGUGCGAAAUGAUAUAGCAACUGCUUUCAGAAAGGAAGUGGAGUGGCAAACAAAUCAAAUGCUUCUACCUUUUAAGAAAAUGUGUGAGCAGAGAAAGGUGCAUGUAGAUGUUGUACCGAUUGAAUCAGAUGAUGUGGCAACUGCAGUAGCAGAGGAAGUAGCUAAGGGUGCUAUAACUAAACUUGUUGUUGGAGCUUCAUCUCGUAGCUUAUUUACAAGUAAACAGAAGGGUAUGUCAGCGAAAAUCUCAGUAUCCACUCCAAGAUUUUGUACAGUUUAUGCUGUUUCAAAAGGAAAAUUGUCCAUACGGCCAUCGGAUGUACAGAUUGAUGGAAGCAUUAUAGAUGAUGCUAGUGAAACCAGUUUUUCCUCCAACAGCCCAUCAAACUAUGCUUCCACCUCUCAGACAGAAACUGGCUCAAUUGCAUCAUACGCUACUUUACAUUCCUCUUCCCUAGCAACGCAGCGAUUUCAAGCUCUUUCAAGUAUAAAUCAGACCCUUCUAAGCACAUCUCCUGGCUUAAAUGAAACUAAACAUUCUAGAGGUCAGUCUGUAGAUCUUGGGAGAGAAAUUGCUGCUACAAGUUCUGCCAGACACUCGGAUAUUGAUUCUGCUCUGAGUCGGGCCUCUAGUUGCAAAAGCAUUAUUUCAGACACUGAAUCUUGGAUUUAUGAUCAAAUUUCUGGCAAGGAUGUGUCACUAGCAACUGAACCUCCGUCACCUAAUAGGCAGGCAAAUAUUAACCUUGAGCUGGAGAAGUUGAGAAUUGAACUAAGACAUGCCCAAGGAAUGCAUGCAUUAGCUCAAAGUGAGAACAUUGAUGCAUCACGAAAGCUGAAUGACCUAAACAAGAGGCGAUCAGAAGAAUCCAUGAAAAUGAAGGAGAUUAUUGCUAAGGAGGAGAUGGCCAAAGAAUUAGCAAGACAAGAGAGAGAGAGACAUCAAGCUGCAGCAAGAGAAGCUGAAUAUUUAAAAGAAUGUGCUGAAAGAGAAGCUGCAGAAAGAAAAGAAACGGAGUUGAAAGCUGUUCAUGCCGCCAAAGAGAAAGAAAAGCUCGAAGAUGCUCUAACUGGUUCCAUGCCCCAGUACCGCAAAUUUACAUGGGAUGAAAUAGUCUCAGCUACUUCAUCUUUCUCUGAAGAUCUUAAAAUUGGAAUGGGAGCAUAUGGAAUUGUGUAUAAGUGCACUUUGUAUCAUACUACUGUUGCUGUUAAAGUUCUCCACCCUAAUGGAAACCGCAAAAGCAAGCAAUUCCAGCAGGAGUUAGAGAUAUUGAGCAGAAUUCGUCAUCCAAACUUGCUUCUUCUUCUUGGCGCAUGUUUUGAUCACGGAUGCAUUGUAUAUGAAUAUAUGGAGAAUGGUAACUUGGAGGAGAGACUACUCCGGAAAAACAGUACUCCCCCAAUCCCAUGGUUUGAGAGGUAUCGAAUAGCUUGGGAAAUUGCAUCAGCUCUUGCAUUUCUUCACAGCUCAAAGCCAGAACCUAUUAUCCAUCGCGAUUUGAAACCAGCAAACAUCUUGCUCGGUCGUAAUCUUGUCAGCAAGAUUGGUGAUAUUGGCCUUUCUACUGUGCUCCAUUCAGAUAAUUCAUCUACCAUGUAUAAGGACACAGAACCUGUGGGAACACUAUGCUACAUAGAUCCUGAGUAUCAAAGAACUGGGUUGAUAUCUCCAAAAUCUGAUGUUUAUGCUUUUGGAAUGGUGAUCUUACAGUUAUUGACAGCAAAACCAGCAAUAGCACUUACUCAUGUGGUUGAAACAGCAAUUGACGGAGGAAAUUUGGCAGAUAUAUUGGAUCCAGAAGCAGGAACUUGGCCAUUUCAAGAGACGCUAAACUUGGCUCGGUUAGGACUGAGCUGUGCCGAACUUCGGCGUAGAGACCGGCCUGAUUUGAAAGAUCAUGUUCUUCCAACACUAGAGAGAUUGAAAGAAGUUGCUGCUAGGAGCCAACAUUCUGCUCCAAUAGUUACUGUUAAAUCCAGAUCUCCUAAUCACUUUAUCUGUCCAAUACUUCAGGAUGUGAUGGAUGAUCCUUGUGUUGCUGCGGAUGGAUAUACAUAUGAUCGCAAAGCAAUUGAAAAGUGGCUUCAAGAUAACGACAAAUCACCAAUGACAAAUAUGGCUUUGCCUCAUAAGAAUCUGAUUCCUAAUUACACACUUCUGUCAGCAAUUAUGGAGUGGAAGUCCAGAGAAAUAUGAUAUCAGCAUUAUCUUUCUCAAUGUUGAUAUUGAGUCAAAUGAUUUAUCUAAUGUAGCUUGGCUAAAAAAUUAGUUUGUAUCUUGAGCCUGCUGUUUUGGUUAAUUUAGGGUGAUUGAUUUUCAAGCGUAAAUAAAUUUAAUUCUAUUUUGGGAUUCUAUGAUUUAUGUACUUGAUGGAUGCAUUUAAUGCUUAGAGGGAGAUAUAAGGGGAAGGACACUAUAAAUAGAACAGUACAAUACGGUAUUAGUGGUUGAGUUACUGUACAGUUUUUUUUGUGUUAGUUGUUUGAUUACCAAGCACAAGAUUGCAAAUUUGGUAAUAUCUAUGAAUAAUGUAAAAUUUAUUAUGGUACUCUUUGUGUUGUGCAUUGUUCUCCCUGCAAUAAAGCUGCGACAA